Molecule: messenger RNA, 3471 nt
Organism: Alternaria atra
Lineage: Eukaryota; Fungi; Ascomycota; Dothideomycetes; Pleosporales; Pleosporaceae
Exons: 5
Coding region: 1-3471 (1156 amino acids)
Biological process (GO): tRNA methylation
Cellular component (GO): cytoplasm
Molecular function (GO): protein binding
Source: RefSeq, a predicted model, not a curated record
AUGUUGCCCACUCUACACCAUGAAUGCACUCGCGUACCAGUGACGGCACUGGCCUCUUGCGGCACUCUGCUCAUCGCCGCAGAAGGCCCCUUUCUACGCUUCCAUCAUGCCAAGGACUCGCAAUAUAUCUCAUCGAAACGCGUCUUCAAGGCUCAAGCCGUUCAUGGAAUACGUAUCUUUCCAGAAGAGAAUGCUCAUAUCAUAAAGCUAGUCAUCUGGGGCGGGAGACUUAUCCGCGCUCUUGAAAUCCAUCUUGCGGGCCAAGUUGGCGUACAAGGCUUGAGCUUAUGUUUUUCUAACAUCGCGAAAGCUUCAGACUGGAUUCUUGAUCUUGCUCCUCGACCAAAAAGUUUGGAUGACGAUUCCCAGUAUCACAAAGAAUCCUACGUUGCUGUCACUGCUCACAACGCACUAGUGCAGGUGAAGAUUGAACGAAGCAAGUCAGACACAGCCCAGAAUACCAACCGAAUCGAUGUGUCUGUGUCCGACCUUACUUCUAGUUCGCGAUCUAUUCUCUAUUCGGCUCACCUUUUCUGGGAGGAUCUGGACCGGGUUCUCGUUGCCGCUGGUACAGCAUUCGGGGAGAUUAUAUACUGGUCAUGGUGCAAUGACAGUCACGAUGGGCCAGCUUCACGCAUCCACCGCGUCUUUCUGGGCCAUGAAGGCUCAAUCUUCGGUGUUCAGAUAUCAAAAGAGUUGCCGACCGAAUGCUGCCAAAAACUGAGGAGGGUAGUAGCAAGCUGCAGUGACGACCGCACGAUUCGGAUAUGGGACGUUUCAGAUGUGAUCACAAGCGCCACUGCUUCCGAGGCCGAGACCAAUGACCUGGAGGUUCUAAGAACGCGUCAUACCGGCUUCACCAACGAAGCUUUUGACUCAGAUGAGUUUAAUAGCUCGAACUGUCUCGCUAUCGGAUGGGGGCAUCUUUCACGGGUUUGGACAGUUCGCUUCCUGGAAGCAUCUCCGUGCAAUGGAUCAUUGUUGCUUCAAUCCGCCGGUGAAGAUGCCACUGCAAGAACGUGGGAACUUACGCCAAAUCUUGCAGGCAGCGCAAGCUUCCCUUACAAGUUGCUGGAACUCGACUGCGCUGCGCACCACAGCGGAAAGAACAUGUGGUCGACAACUGUCUCUGAUAUCUCCACUGGAGUCCAGCAGGUUAUUGCUGGUGGUGCUGAUAGUAAAGUCACAGCUACCCCACUCAUUCACGUUUUACAAGCAGAGAAAAACCUACAUGGUACGAUCGCCGAGUAUACCAUAAAUGACGUACUAUCAUGGGCACAAGCGGCUGAACCUAGUUCUGACACAGCUGGAUCUACGCAACGCCCAAAGUCUUCAAAGAAAGCAGAGUUCUUUAGAAGCUAUUGCUUUGUGGAUGAGACCUCAUUCUUGCUUACAACGAAUUCUGGAAACGUGCUUGUCGGUACGCUGUCGUCCAGCAAAGCUCCGAACCAAUCAAGCCUCCUCUCAAACUCAACUUUACUCAAUCAACUGGGCGACCUAUCUGGUUAUUCCGUUUGUACGAGUGGAUCUCGUCCCGGUUUCGCUUACGUUGCUGGUGGCAGCGGCAAUAUUUAUGUGUAUAGCAAGAGUUCAGCUACCCUAACAAACCUCCAUGCUGUUGGUAGCAAAGUCGGAGACAUGUUUGCUGCUGAAGUGUCAGACCCUGAUGGCCCAGACAAGACGGCAUUACUUGUAACUCUCGUUGGUCAAGGUGAAGCGCAACUAUUAUAUGUCGAUCCUGUUAGCAGCACGAGUAUCCUAAGGGUCGUACAGAUACCCAUAGCGGACUCUUCGACUGGUUCCGUCAUUACCAGCAUGGAAUAUGCGAGAGUAUCCAGUAAAGAUAUCCUUAUUGUUGGAUUCCGGCGCGGUUCGAUUGCGCUGUUCGUUAUUCACAAAGGCGAAGGGUUUGUGAAUGAGGCUACCUUGCUAAAAGUCAUUGAGAAAGCACACGGUGGAGAGGCAGUCACUUCACUUACAUGGCGUCCCUCACCCGAAUUUGCCACACAUGGUCAUCUGUUUUCAGUGGGAAGGGAUGGGCGUCUUGGAGUGCACCAAUUUGACUCGUCUGCUAAUACAAUCGAAUCGGUACAUGACCUUGCGCUACCGUUCGGACCCAACAUCGAAGGUUCAUACUUCCAGGAUGACCGACUUUUCAUACAUGGCUUCUCGAGCAAGAAAUGGUAUCUCUACGACCUCACUAACGAAGAGGAGGUUAUGAGCAUUGACACUGGAGGAGCCCAUAGGAGUUGGGCCUUCCGGUCGCAUUCGUCUAUAGGGGGUACCCUCGUGUGGACAAGAGCUUCCAGUAUGCAUAUUUGCAGUCGGAAUGGUGCAAAUCACGCUGUCAUUCGAUCAGGCGGCCAUGGGCGCGAGAUCAAAGCGGUAGCAGUUUCACCAAAGGGUGACAGCAGAUCUCGCCAACUUAUAGCUACUGGCGCCGAGGAUACCGAUAUCAAGAUCUUCGAAUACGUUGAGAAAGACAUCGUUUGCCGAAGGACUAUCCGCAAGCACACCACAGGCAUCCAACAUCUGCAAUGGUCACACGAUGGCGACUAUUUGUUCAGUAGUGGUGGCUGUGAAGAAUUCUACGUAUGGCGGGUCCGGGACUUGUCGACAUCCGCCCUGGAUGUUGGAGUAGUGUGCGAACAUGUGUACACGCCAGAAAGUGAGCAUGCAGAUUUGAGACUCAUGUCUUUCGAUGUAACCACGUCGGGAUCUGCAUAUACCAUUGCAAUGGUGUCCUCAGAUUCUAGUAUCAAGGUCUACCGUUUUGACCCUACCGCUGCUGUGAGAUGGCAGGCUCUUGCAAAGGGCCUCUACUUCACAUCCUGCUUGACGCAGUGUGUGUUCCUAUCUACAACGAACGUCUUGACAGCUGGUACAGAUGGCCAUGCCGUCACAUGGCCACUGGUAACCGAGACUGAACGACUGUCGGGAGAAUCCUUAGGGCCGACCCUUCAGUUGACAUGGCAUCAUCCAGCAAGGAUACACCAGAACUCAUCUAAAGCUAUGGCAUGCCAUCUUGUAGAUGCGGACACUUGGCUCAUCGUGUCUGGCGGAGAUGAUGGUAGUCUGGCGUGUAUACUCGCACGGUCUGAUGCUUCGCAUUCGCCGACUUCGCCUGAGAGUUCUUAUGUUUCCCCACCAAUCCUCGCUAGCCGUGCACAUGGCUCUGCAAUAACAGCGUGCAGUCUGUUCAGACACAAAUCACGCAUUCUCCUUGCCACAUCAGGAAACGACGAGUGGGUUAGGCUGUGGGAGAUGAUCCUUCGAAAGACUGAUAAAGAAGUUGGACAUGAAGCUUCAGCAGAGCCCGAAGAUGCAUUGGCGAUCCAGAGGUUGAACAAGAUCAAAACGAACGUUGCAGAUGUGUCUAGCAUGGCUGUGCUUGAUAAAAGCGAUGACGCUACCUAUGCGAGGGUGCUGAUAUGUGGAGUUGGCAUGGAAGUCAUACGUAUAGCGAUAUGA